This is a messenger RNA of Lachancea meyersii CBS 8951, 3399 nucleotides long. Lineage: Eukaryota; Fungi; Ascomycota; Saccharomycetes; Saccharomycetales; Saccharomycetaceae. The record is from the annotation of a GenBank genome assembly.
AUGCAAAUUCUGGUUCAGAGAGGUGCUGAGAGAAAAAUAGCUCUAACAUCAGACGCGUAUGCACUAAUCUUCAACGCGGUUAAGAAUGGAGAUCACUCCAAGCCGCUAUGUGCGAUCGAGCUGUUGCCAAAAUCCAGGGUGGGAGUAUCGUUCCAGAAAAUGACAAGCCACGAAGUCCACGGUUUUAUUGGUUUGAUCGAAUUAGAGGGUCUGAUCUUCAUCUGCACUAUUACAGGAAAAACCAAAGUCGCUCAACCGGUGCCUAAAGAGGCGGUCAACAAGAUCUUCGCAGUUGACUUCUUUUGCUUAAACGAUUCGCGGUGGGAUUUCGUAGAGCUGGACUCAAAUGGGUACCCGGUGACUAGCGAAGAUGACUACAGAGGAAGUGGGGGUUCGACACCAGGCUCAAUGGGAGAUCAAUCACCAUCGGUUCCGGGCCAUCCCUGUCACGAACUGCGUAAGCUUUUAUCCAACGGGUCGUUUUACUAUAGUUCUAACUUCGAUUUAACGUCAAUUCUUCAAAAAAGAGGAAUGAGCGCGCAUUCGCUCAGCUUCGACAACUACCAAGAAGAAUACAUGUGGAACUCAUUUCUCAUGCAGGAGACUAUAACUUUUAGAAAUCAUUUGGACGACACAGCGAGACGGAUUCUCGACGACGAAGGAUUUCUCACGACCGUCAUCCGAGGCUUCGCUGAAACCUUCGUCACUUACAUUAAGCAGCUCAAAGUUUCUCUUACAGUGAUUUCCAAACAGAGUUGGAAAAGAGCAGGUACCCGGUAUAACGCGCGUGGUGUGGAUGACGAGGCCAAUGUCGCGAACUUUGUUGAAACAGAACUCAUCAUGUAUUCUCGAGAAUACUGUUAUGCCUUCACUCAAAUAAGAGGUAGUAUUCCGAUUUUUUGGGAACAGGAUACGGCUUUGAUAAACCCAAAGGUUCAAAUUACUAGAUCUCUGGAAGCGACGCAAUCUGUGUUUGACGACCACUUCACGAGAUUGGUCGACAAGUAUGGUCCAGUCCAUGUGGUAAAUCUGCUAUCGACAAAAUCGAACGAGAUAGAGCUGUCUAGGCGUUAUAAGCAACAUGUUGCGAAGUCCAAGGCUCAUAAGCUCAAUAAAGAUAUAUUCUUUACAGAGUUUGACUUUCACAAGGAAACUUCACAAGAAGGUUUUGCAGCUGCUGCUCGAAUCAAGCCCCUUGUAACCCAAUUUUUGCUCGAAAGUGGCUAUUUCUCAUACGAUGUUCGCGACCACAAAGUGUUGUCAGAGCAGCAUGGGAUCUUCAGAACAAACUGUCUCGAUUGCUUGGAUAGAACGAAUUUAGUGCAGCAGUUUCUCUCUCGAUAUGCAUUUGCGUUGUUUUUGAACGAUUUUCAUUUGAUGUCAACCACUCAAGGAACUGCAUUCACGGAUAGCGACUUAUUCAUCAAGCAUAACACGCUUUGGGCCGAUCACGGUGACCAGGUUUCUCAAAUCUACACUGGCACCAAUGCUUUAAAAUCAUCCUUUUCUCGAAAAGGUAAAAUGUCAUUUGCCGGUGUUCUGUCGGACGCAACAAAGUCUGUGAGUCGCAUGUACAUCAACAAUUUUAUGGAUAAAAACAAACAGAUCAACAUCGACACACUUUUAGGCAGACUAUCAAAUCAACGGGUGGUUGCCCUUUAUGACCCCAUCAACGAGUAUGUUACCUCUGAGCUCAAUAAGUCGAGCUCGCAAUUCACAACUUCAUCCACCAUCAACAUUUUUGUUGGUACGUAUAACGUCAAUGGUCUGACACGGAAAACGGACCUUUCCAAAUGGCUCUUCCCUAUUGGGGACAAGUUCAAGCCUGACGUUGUAGUCUUGGGAAUGCAAGAGAUCAUCGAACUGAGCGCUGGAUCCAUUUUGAAUGCGGAUUACUCGAAAAGCUCAUUUUGGCAGGGCAUUGUCAAUGACUGUCUCAAUCAGUAUAAUGACAAGUAUCUGCUUCUAAGAGCGGAGCAAAUGUCUUCUUUGUUAAUACUUUUCUUGGUGAAAUCAGACAAGGUCAAAAACGUCAAAGAGGUAGAGGGCUCAUCCAAAAAAACAGGACUAGGAGGUAUGACUGGGAACAAAGGUGCGGUUUCUAUUCGGUUUACUUACGGAAGCACCUCGUUUUGCUUUGUCAAUGCGCAUUUGGCUGCAGGCGUCAAUAACGUAGAUGAGAGGCGAAACGACUAUGAUAGCAUCAACAAAGGCAUAAGCUUCACUCGUUCAAGACAAAUAUCUCACCAUGAUGCUAUAUUUUGGCACGGUGAUUUGAACUACAGAUUAGCGCUGCCGAACGAGGAGGUUAGGCGAGAGCUGAAUGCCGCGUCGGGUGACAGAUUCCCAGAGAAUUUGCUCCUUCACGAUCAGCUAACUCAGGAAAUAAACGCCGGCGUUGUUUUUAAAGGCUUUAAAGAGCCCACUGUUAAGUUUCCUCCCACUUACAAGUACGACCAUGGGACCAACAAUUAUGACACCUCCGAAAAAGCUAGAACACCUUCUUGGACCGACCGGAUUGUCUACAAGGGAGAAAAUUUGAGGCCAUUAGCCUACUCGGAUGCCCAGCUCACUGCUAGCGAUCACAAGCCAGUCUACGCUGCUUAUCGGGCGCAAGUCAAUUACGUGGAUGAAGCCAUUAAAGGUGAUUUGACUAAAAAACUCUACUUAGAGUACAAAAAAGCGCAUCCCGAAAGCUCCAACGAGGCCAGUCUUGCGCUGGUUGACGUUAAUUACGAAGAGAACAUCCGCAAACCAAGAACAACAGACCCGGGAGCGAACGAAUGGUCUGCUGUUAAUUUGUUGGAUUAUAAUGAAAAUCAGAGUCGUGUCAAGUCGCCAUCUCCAUCUCCAUCAUCUUCCUCAUCCUCCGAUCUCGCCUCUGUCCAAUCGGUACCGCUGCAGCCCGUAAGAAAGGAAAUGCCUGUCACAUCGCUGUCGUCAGCUUCAUUGGGCCGGACUCGUAUUCCACCGUCGCCUCCGCCCGCACCUCGAACAACCUCUACACAGUCGUUGCAGGCCUCUUUUGCUGCGAAUUCAAGCAGAGACGUCCGGACCACAGAAGCAACGAAAAACAGUUCCAUCAUUCCUCCGCCACCACCCUCGAGAAAAACAGUUUUCCCUCCGGGCUACAAUUCUUCAAUCCUCACGCCCAAAAGCUCGAGCGCGAACGGGUCGAGAAUUACUUCUCCUGUACAAUCGUUGCCCAUAACCCCUUCUGCUUCCGAGUCUAACGGGAACAAGGAAACGAACAACAAUGUGCCGCCAGUAGCAUCAAAGGUCGAUGAAGAACAGCCGGACGAAAAAACGGGAGCAAAAGUUCCGCCACCACGUCCGUCAAAAAAACCCGAAUUGAACAAUUUAACCAUGGAGUCGUGGAAACCGCUGACACCCAGGUAA